GAGGAUGGUGCGGGCGGCGCGCGGGGCGCGGGGCGGGCGGCGCGCGGGGCAGCGGGCGCGACACGCACCGGCACCAGCGGCACCUCCCGCGGCGGCCGCCGCCACCUCCGCGCACCGGGCCGGAGCGCGACGCGCCGGAUGAUCUUGAGUUCUUCUUAACUUGCUAGUGCUCAGCCUCCUCAUGCCUCCAUCUCCUUUAGACGACAGGGUAGUAGUGGCACUUUCCAGGCCAGUGAGACCUCAGGAUCUCAACCUGUGUUUAGACUCUAGCUUCCUUGAAUCUGCCUCUUCUGCUGCUGAGAGCCACUCCAGUCUGCUUGGUGCAGCUGCCGUGUCCCUAAAGACUGCUAAUCUCACGUAUAUGCCCUCAUCCAACGGCUCUGCACGCUCCCUGAGUUGUGGAUGCAGCAGUGCCAGUUGCUGCACUGUGGCAGCGUACGACAAGGACACUCAGGCCCAAACUCAAGCGAGCACCAGCAGCACCCACGCCGGAGCCUCCCCCGCCUGCCCUGCCAACCAAAUGGUCAACAGCAAUGAGAGCGCCGGCAGCCUGAGCCCGCUGGGCGGAGUGGGGAGCCCCGUCUCGGGCAGCGCCAAGCAACUCGCCAGCAUCAAAAUCAUCUACCCCAAUGAUCUGGCCAAGAAGAUGACCAAAUGUAGCAAGAGCCACCAACAGAACCAAGGGCCUGUCAUCAUUGACUGCAGGCCCUUCAUGGAGUAUAAUAAGAGCCACAUUCAAGGGGCUGUCCACAUUAACUGUUCUGACAAGAUCAGCCGGAGAAGGCUCCAGCAGGGCAAGAUCACUGUCUUGGACUUGAUCUCCUGCCGGGAGGGCAAGGACUCCUUCAAGAGAAUCUUUUCCAAAGAAAUCGUAGUUUAUGAUGAGAAUACCAAUGAGCCAAGCAGAGUGAUGCCUUCCCAGCCACUCCACAUAGUGCUGGAGUCACUCAAGCGAGAAGGCAAGGAGCCCCUAGUCCUAAAAGGAGGACUCAGCGGUUUCAAGCAGAACCACGAAAACCUCUGCGACAAUUCCCUCCAGCUGCAAGAGUGCCCCGAGGGGGGAGGAGGGGGCGGCGCCUCCGCUGUGCCCCCCGUGCUACCUCAGUCCAUCCCCACCACGCCAGACAUCGAGAACGCUGAGCUCACCCCCAUCCUGCCCUUCCUCUUCCUCGGAAACGAGCACGAUGCUCAGGACUUGGAGAAAAUGCAGAGGAUGAACAUCGGCUACGUCAUCAACGUGACCACCCACCUGCCCCUGUACCAUUACGAGAAAGGCAUGUUCAACUACAAGCGGCUCCCGGCCACUGACAGCAACAAGCAGAAUCUCAGGCAGUAUUUUGAAGAGGCUUUUGAGUUCAUUGAGGAAGCUCAUCAGUGUGGGAAAGGUCUCCUCAUCCACUGCCAGGCCGGUGUCUCUCGAUCUGCCACCAUCGUUAUCGCGUACUUAAUGAAGCACACACGCAUGACCAUGACGGAUGCCUAUAAAUUUGUCAAAGGCAAACGACCAAUCAUUUCCCCCAACCUUAACUUUAUGGGGCAGUUACUGGAGUUCGAAGAAGAUCUGAACAAUGGAGUCACCCCACGAAUCCUCACACCGAAGCUGAUUGGCGUAGAGACUGUCGUGUGACAGCUGAGCUGCGAGGGGGCUGAACCUGUUCUUCACCUGAUUUGGGGCAGUGAUGGGUGGGUUGUGGGGUUUUCUUUUUAGCUUUCAAAGGGGAGUUUUGUGGCAAACUUUUUGUGAAUAAAAACCUUUUUUUGUAAGGAAAGGUUUUUAAAAGAUCCAAGAACUUUGCUGGGUUUGGGAUGCUGUUAUGAUUUCCUUCUCAGACACCAGCAGAGCAGGGAGGCUUCAGAGCAAAAGGAGUACUUUCUAAAAUAAAAACAACAAGAAGAAGAAACAUUGGGCUUUUUUUCUUUUAAUUUUUAUUUUUCCCCUCCUCUCUGGCUACUUGUAGAGUUUAUGGCUAAGUAGUCUGUGCAGGUUCAUAGACUGAAGAAACCUAAGUUGAAGACAAAACACAAAUAGCCAAAACAAAGCAGAAAAAAACUUCCCUGAAACAGAAGGGCCUUCGUUCUGCAAAGGCUUUGCUAAAGAUAACCUAGCAAAAUGCUCACCGAUGCAAAGGAAAUCAGAGCAGCUUAAAAGUCUGCAAGGCACUUUUCACACUCCUGACUCAAAACUAAAGAAGAAAACAAAGUUCAUUUGGCGUGUUUCAUGUUCCAGUUCUAUUUUUCUAUUUUGGGGUGUAAGGUUUUAACAGUAAGGGACUUCGAUCAUUCUAUGCCAUAUGCCUUCACUGGCUUCGUGUGCAAUAAUAAUUUGGGGUUUGUUUUGAGUGUUCAAACCAAUUAAGAGUUGGCUGCCCACUAAUAAUAAGAUAAUAAUUUUUAAAGUGUAAUAGUGCAACAGCAGCCAGCUUGGUUCAGAAAGGAUAAAUGAGAGCAGUUAUUUUGUUCCUUUAUAUGAUUUUGAAUCCUGGUUACAGUGCCAUAAACCUUGUUACAUAUGUAUAUCAGAAUGUACAAAAAUCUAGAACAAGCAAAGUUUAUUUAAAAAUAUUUUUCGCACAAAAUAUUGGUAUGUUUCAGUUGUCUAUGUAAAAGAAAUUUGAUUAUAAAACAAAAAAUCUUUUGGAAA
Pseudopodoces humilis (Tibetan ground-tit) is the source of this 2641-nucleotide messenger RNA. It is a transcript of the gene DUSP10, whose product is annotated as dual specificity phosphatase 10. Gene Ontology annotation, molecular function: MAP kinase tyrosine/serine/threonine phosphatase activity; MAP kinase tyrosine phosphatase activity; protein tyrosine/threonine phosphatase activity. The record is from RefSeq and is a predicted model, not a curated record. Gene Ontology annotation, cellular component: cytosol; cytoplasm. Gene Ontology annotation, biological process: peptidyl-tyrosine dephosphorylation; negative regulation of JUN kinase activity. Lineage: Eukaryota; Metazoa; Chordata; Aves; Passeriformes; Paridae.